AAAUGUUUUUCUUGCAGUGACACUUUAUUCCGAAGAUGUGGCAGCCCUGCACCAGAUAUACUUUUUCCCGCUGCUGCGGUCACACUGUUGAGUUGUGCGUCGCGAAAAUAAUUACUUUUUAGCCCAUAAACAGCCCGCAAGAGCGAUGGAAGCAAUAAGGAUCCCCGUCAGCACCAGCAGUGCAGCGCCCAUUACCGCUGCCAAUCCCCCCACAGUGACCACCAUUCCCACAGCAGCUGCAAGCACACUAAUCCAAGCAGGCGUGUCUCCAGCAACAACAAGCUUACCAACACCAGCAGCCACAACAACAACAACAACAACCACAUUAGGAAGUACAGCUCACAGUACAGCUGGAAUUUCAACACCGAUACGAAAUCCGAUUCCAAAUCUGCCGAUAGAACUGCAAAACGAUCAAAAGCGAAGAAGUUCAUCCCGGACGAUUAAAAGGAAGCGUUUUGAUGACGAAAUAGUGGAGUACAACAUUGCAGUGCCCACAAAUCGCAGCGGAACAGACGCCAAUCGCAACAGCAGACCACGCACCACCUCCCAGAAUUAUCCUGCUUUGGUGGGCGUGCCGCACACCACGUUAGCUCCUCUUAACAUACCCACUUCCACGCCAGAGACGCCUCAGACGCCGGGAUCAGUGGAUUCCCUGUUGCCGGGGACACCCAGCACUGUUGCAUCGCUGCCCCUGGCCACGCCCACAACGCCAGCUCCCUUAGCCACUCCCCUUCCAGUUGCGCCAAUUGUUACUGCCGUAGCGCAUCCCAAACCUCUGCCCAUGGAGCGCGCCACGGCGAGCGAGCGACGUUCGCGUCCUGUGCGUCCUGCCAGCAAAAAGGCGCAACGUAGAAAUGGUCGUCCCAUGGGACAGAUGGCCACCAAGGAUCUGGGCCGCUGGAAGCCCAUUGACGACUUGGCCCUCAUAAUUGGCAUCCAGCAGACCAACGAUCUGCGGAUUAUCCAUCGCGGCGUCAAGUUUUCUUGCAAAUUUACUCUGCAGGAACUGCAGCAGCGCUGGUAUGCUCUGCUGUAUGAGCCUGCGGUGUCCAGAAUAGCAGUGUCCGCCAUGAGGAACCUGCACCCUGAACUGGUGGAGUCCGUUCAGCGCAAGGCUUUGUACAGCGUGCAAGAGGAGGACCUCCUUGGAACCAUUAAGAGCUCGGAACAACCUAAACUUGAGCAGUUCCAGGAGCUCCUGGACAAGAAUGCAUCUGUUUUCUACUGCGCUCGCACUGCCAAAUCCUUGCAAAACCAUUGGCUUCUUCUUAAGCAGUACAGCCUAUUGCCGGAUGUGAAGCCUGUAUAUGGCACAGAUCAGCAACCACUCAGCUUCUCGGAUGCAGAAGAUCAAAUCUUCGAGCACGACCUUAACGAGCCACGUGAUGAAGCCCUGGAGAUGGAGCGAGCUCUGGCAGAUCGUCGCAACAAACGUGAUAUUCGCUUGCUGGAGAACGAGCUCUCCCGCUGGGGCGUCCUGGUGGAUUCCGUGCUUAGUCCGACCGCUGCCUCCGAGUUCGACAACCAGACACUGGCCUGCUUGUGCGGUCGCCAUGUGCGGUACCUUAUGCGUUCCAAGGAAAUUACAUUUGGUCGCGAUGCCAAAGACUGUGUGGUGGACGUGGAUCUGGGACUCGAGGGACCGGCUGCAAAGAUCUCGCGCCGCCAGGGAACUAUUAAGCUGCGCAGCAAUGGUGACUUCUUCAUCGCCAACGAGGGGAAAAGGGCCAUCUUCAUCGACGGCACUCCUUUACUGACCGCCAACAAAGCCCGACUCGGUCACAACUGCACAGUGGAAAUCUCCGGUCUGCGCUUCACCUUCCUGGUCAACUACGAGCUGAUCAACGCCAUCCGCCAGGAGAGCGCCAAGACAUCGAAUCCCCUCAACUAGUUGCGCUCAGAGUGUGCUCAGUUGCGCUGGAUGCUAGUGUGUAAUGUAUUCUAGUACUUAGUAAACACAAAAAAAAAAGAAUUCUGGAAUAAAAAGCAUAUGGACAUAUGUAUAAACUAUAAA
This is a messenger RNA of Drosophila erecta, 2014 nucleotides long. It is a transcript of the gene Rcd5, whose product is annotated as microspherule protein 1. The coding region runs from base 146 to 1891 and encodes 581 amino acids. The transcript has 3 exons. Gene Ontology annotation, biological process: positive regulation of transcription by RNA polymerase II. The record is from RefSeq and is a predicted model, not a curated record. Gene Ontology annotation, molecular function: protein binding; G-quadruplex RNA binding. Lineage: Eukaryota; Metazoa; Arthropoda; Insecta; Diptera; Drosophilidae. Gene Ontology annotation, cellular component: MLL1 complex; Ino80 complex; NSL complex.